UCCAACGUUGAAUAGGGACGGUACUCUUUAGGGAGGUAGCAAAACUUCAGCUAAACAUGUGCUCGUAAGUGCAUUCCACGGAAGGAUUCCCACUUCAUUUCUUAUUCUAAAGAUGAUUUGCAAGUUCUGGCUUGACAACGGUUAGUGGGUGAUAAUGGUGAACUUUUAGUGACAAAUAGCCGUUGAUGUGAUUUCUGUUAUUAUCAAUUUGAAAAGUGUCUACAGUGGAAUAAUUUCAUUUCGGCCAUUGGUUCCAGUUCAAACCACAUAUUUCCAAUGAAGCGAAAGUUAAAAUUUCAUCUAACUUCAUAUCAAGACAUGCGUGAACUCUCUAUCAUGACAUUUUCAUAUGUCACUAUCCUAGCACUGUGCUUCCUUGGCGUCCAUAGUCAACCUCAACUUAACUACUCGGAAGUACAGAAUCUUGGAAAAAGCUGUCCUCCGGUGGAUAGUUGCGAUUAUCAAAAGUCAACACGUAGCAGAGAACUCAUUCCUCUUAAAGAAAGAAACUGUGCAUGUGAUUACUUAUGCUUUGAAUAUGGAGAUUGCUGCAUUGACGCACCUGGAAACGCUGUAACAAAUGUUUCCACUGGUUUCAAUUGUUAUCAGCUGCGACAGUUUGGAGGAGUGUUCAUGAAAGAUUCUUGUUCGCCUGCUUAUAAUGGAUAUGACAUCAUCAGACAUCUAUGCGAAGAGUCCAAUCCAAGAAAUCUCUCGGAUCCUCUAGGUUCUAUGCCUGUUACAGAUUCAUUAACUGGGGUGACUUAUAAAAACUAUUAUUGCAGCAUAUGUAAUGACAAAAUCGAUAAUAUUGUUAUCUGGACUCCUAGACUGGAAUGUCCAACUCUCACUCUAUACAAUUCUUCCCAUAACUUAACUCAGGAAUAUGUAUUUCAAAAUUUGGAUACUGAUGGGAAGAACUGGGGAUUAUACUUAGAUGGCGAUCAAGGGUCAAUGUUUUUCCAUGACUGUGAAGUAGAUCCUGUAAUGCCCGUGUUAUUGGAGAGUAAAAUUCGCUUAUGUAAGCCUAAUCUCGUUGAAGAGUGUCCAGAAGACUGGGAAGACGAUGAUGUCAGAACCAUGUGCCGGUCUUAUAUGGCUGUCAGAUUUAUCCAUGGCGAUAGAGGAUUUCGAAAUCCACAUUGUGCUCUUUGCAAUCAUAAGAAUGUUAGUCAUCUCUCUUGCCAGUCGAGAGAAUUCAGGGAUUUUCAAUUCUUCCGUCAGUUUGAGCGGCAUGCGUUCUCUCUUCUGCUUGAUAUCAAUGAAAUGAGAGGGCAAGAAGUUGGAUUAUUUCAAAUCUGUGAAGAAGGAGAUGUUUACGAUCCGUUUUUUAAAAAGUGCCGAAGUUUGUCAUGUCUUCCUGGAUUUGUCAAAACUGAAGGACAGUGUGUUCCAAGGAUUGUGCCAUCUGAGCAACCUGACUUUUCUCAUAGUAAUAAAACUUUUAAAUUGAUUUUAGAUUCGCCAGUGGAGAAAAAUAUUUCUGAUGAACUUCAAAAUGAUGGUCCGACAUUCAAUAGCUCAGAAAUUAUGCCUGGCUUUGAGAAUAUAUCUGGUAUAUCUUUCAAUUUGUCAGCAUUAGAUUAUGGUAGCCCGCACGGGAAAGAAAUUGCUAAAUAUCAGAACUGUUUAUUGAUAUCUCUUGUUGAUGAAGAUUAUGUAAUGCUUCCUAACAAAAGUAUAUAUGUGCCGAAAUAUGACAAAAUAUAUGAACCUACUGCCUAUCAUACAGCCGAUGGCUCAGUUCUUGUGUGUAGCCAUUUUGAGACUGAAAACAAUGAAAAGUUUGGGCCCUCUAUGGGUUAUGUGACGAUAAUUGGCUUAGGUUUAUCUAUGUUUUGCUUGCUUUUGCACUUCAUUGCAUUCUGUAUUGUCCCUGAUCUUCAAAAUCUUUCGGGGAAAAAUUUAGUUUCGCAAUGCAUUGCUCUUUUUCUGGCCUACUGUUGUUUUAUCAUUGGUCAGUUCAAUUCUUUGAGUUUUACAUCAUGCACAGCCGUAGCAUUCUUAACUUUCUAUUUCUUUCAAGUGUCAUUCUUCUGGAUGGCUGUAAUGGCUUAUGAUGUUUGGAGAACUUUAAAAAUGGCUACAACUGAGCUGAGAGUUUCUAGUGGAAAGCAAAUUGUGAGGUUCAUAGUAUAUACUUUCUUUACGUGGGUCACACCAUUAUUUAUCGUAAUUUUGCUUGCUUUUGCUGAAUAUACGGAUGUAGUUCCAUUAUUGUAUAGACCUGGCUUCGCUAAACCUCGAUGUUGGUUUAAACGUAAACGCGCACUUUUGGUCUUUUUCGCCACACCUCUUAUAGCUAUCAUGCUUAUCAAUAUUUUGCUAUUUAUCUCUAGUGCCAGAAUGAUUCUUAUGACCACACAAAGUAGCAUUAAACAACAGAAUCAGUCACAAAGACGUAAUUUCAAGCUUUACUUGCGGUUAGCUCUUCUCAUGGGGUUGACCUGGGUUGUUGGCCUCGUAGCAGGCUAUGCAGAUAUUUCAUUUCUCUGGUACCUCUUCGUCAUCCUCAAUACUUUACAAGGACUGUUUAUCUUUAUAGCAUUCUCCUGUUCUACGAAAGUAUUGAACUAUAUUAAAGAAAAAUUUAAGAUGCAAUCAGAACCUAGGGAAUACAAGUCAUCAAGCCAUUCUGCUUCAACAGGAUCUGGAUGUCAUACCAAUAGUACAAAUCUGCAUUCUAAUAUUUCUAAGAAAUUUUCUCCUAAGCUGCUGAUAAAUAAAGAUUCUGCAUCUCCUACUAGUUCUUCAGCUUCGCUGAGUUCAAGACACAUCAAAUCUAAUUCAUGCUUUUAGAUUUAGAGACUUCUAAAGUGCCGUUUUCAAAAGUGUUAAAGUGACUGCACAUACUUUUAUUUGAUAAAGAUUAAGUCUGAACGAAGAAUUGGCGUAAAUAUUUUGUACGCCAAAGCAAACGUUUAGAGCUCAUUUUUCGUCUGCUAUAAAGUGGAAUGUUUUAUUAUUAUCACUAGCUGAUUUUUCUAUUUCCAAAUACUUAGAUUAGAAAUUUACUUGGCUCCAAACGAGUCCAAACUGAUGUGAUAUGUAAGUACAGUUCUUUCAUGGAUCUGAUUUCAGGAAAUAUUAGCCUUGACAUUUUUUUGAAAUGGCGAUUGAUAGUUUAUGCUGAUAGUUAAGGAAAAAAUAAAGUAUUACUCAGGAGAUGAAAUCCAUUAUAAUGAGAAUAUUUGAUACUGUAUUUCAUAUUCGUAUAUUUUUACUUAAUUUUUAUGUUGAAGUACAGUAAUGUAAAUAGGUUUUCGCUAGACGUUUUUGGUCUAACCUGUUUCUUACACGAAAGCGAAUUGCUGUAAUAUAACAAAUCUAGUCUAUGUAGUAUUUACUGAUAAGUUUGUAACUUUUAAUAGUGUAGUAAUUAAGCACUGUGUUAAUACUGUGAUUUUUUUUCCCUCUUCUAUUUUUGCAAGAAUCAUGACUUUUUCCAAUAUCAGAAGGAAUCUUUUAAGGAAUUUUAUUUGAUGUGUGCAUGUAUGUAAUGUGAAGUAACAUUUUAAUGACUAUUAUAUCUAAAAUAUUUUAGAUCUGUAACACAUGUUGUAUAAAAUAUUAUAUCUUUAUAAAUGUGAAAUAUACAAUAAAAGAAUUUGAUAAAAAA
Messenger RNA from Stegodyphus dumicola, 3619 nucleotides. RefSeq lists its product as uncharacterized. Gene Ontology annotation, cellular component: membrane. Gene Ontology annotation, molecular function: G protein-coupled receptor activity. NCBI's taxonomy places the organism in Eukaryota, Metazoa, Arthropoda, Arachnida, Araneae, Eresidae. Gene Ontology annotation, biological process: cell surface receptor signaling pathway; G protein-coupled receptor signaling pathway. The record is from RefSeq and is a predicted model, not a curated record.